Messenger RNA from Carassius auratus (goldfish), 459 nucleotides. Its product is annotated as scavenger receptor cysteine-rich type 1 protein M130-like. The transcript is spliced from 4 exons. Lineage: Eukaryota; Metazoa; Chordata; Actinopteri; Cypriniformes; Cyprinidae. Bases 64 to 459 code for a protein of 131 amino acids. Gene Ontology annotation, cellular component: membrane. The record is from RefSeq and is a predicted model, not a curated record.
UGUGGAGCAGCACUGAGGGCUGAUGGGAAUUCAGUCUUUGGUGCUGGUGAAGGUGUUGUGUGGAUGAACAAAGUCGAGUGCAGAGGGAAUGAGAUUCACCUGUGGGACUGUCCUCUCUCCCUGAAUAACCACACUGACUGCUCCCGCAAGAAGCUUGUUAGACUCAACUGUGAAGACUUGUCAGAUGUGUCAGUGUCCACUACUCCUGCCACAACCUCAUCAGCUUCUCCUCCAGUUUCUCCUUCAGUGCGCUCCACAUCAGUCUCUCAUUCACAAACUCCUCCACCAGUGUCUCUCCCAGUGCUUGUGAUUGUUCUGGGAGUUGUGCUCUUACUGCUCUUAGUGCCACUGCUUAUACUGAUUCAGCAGAACAGAGUGAUGAGGAGAGCUCUCUCUAAGAGGAGACACAGGACGAUGUCUGAGGCCGUUUAUAUGAGGAGAUUCAACAUGAGCCACUAA